AAAUCGAGGGGUGGAAGCCCAAAUUUCCUCCAUGUUCAGUAAAUUAAAACAAUCACAAUUAUUGCUUGUAAUUUGUAUUUAUUGAACUCGCUGCUGCUGCCCCUGUUACUACAAGCACUUCUGAAUCCGAAAUACCGAAGGUUGUGGGUCCAAAGAGAGGGGAAAAAAUGUAUGUUCAGGAAAUGCAUGUUCCAGCCGUGUUUGACCACCGACGAUUACAGGUUCCUGCCCUGCCGUGCCCAGGGUGUGUCACGAAAUGUUGAGUUUUGCAUUUCAAUCCGCUCGGACAUGUACCCUGAACACGCACGUGAUUGUAAGCUCGAGCUGAAAACAGUAAUUUUCAGAUUAGAGUGCAAGUUAUUGCGGAAGCUUUUGUAUACACUUCAUAAAUUACGGCUAAUUUUCAGUUGGAAUUGAGUCGUAAGAUUAACUAUCUUUCCAACAGGAAUUUCUGAGAUUUCCACUCAAACAAAAAUCGCCAACAAGUAGGCAAUCUGCGCGCCACUCAAAGCAUGGCUCUUUGGCCAGCUCACAACGUGCGCGGCAUCCAAGUUGGCCGGAACGUCCCUAGCAACGGUUGCUAACCACGGCCACUGUGGCCGCGGCCAUCCAAGAACUCGCUCAUUUCCAAACUGACCACGGCUUCAGUCGGGAAGAAUCUUUUUUUUGCGUUGACGCGAGUGAUUUGCAAUUUCGAGAUUUUUUCAACGGUUUCAAUCCGCGCGUGAUGAAUUCCUCCGGUGUGCAAAUGUGGCGUGCCAUGAUGGCACUCAAAGUGGGCGAUUAUCGAAGCAAACCGUUCUUCUCGGGACUAGACGAGCACAUCACGGACGAUGCCGGCGGGUUCGGAACCGGCAAGGACUACCCGAACGGAUUCCACAGUACGGGUAACUGCUCCCGCUCGUCGCCCCACUCGAACGGUUCCGAGUCGACGGAACGGUUCUCGCGGAAGGUGUUUGUCGGCGGACUUCCGCCGGACAUCGAUGAAGAGGAAAUCACCACGUCGUUCAACCAGUACGGAGCGCUGGUCGUCGAUUGGCCGCACAAGGCCGAGUCCAAGUCGUACUUUCCGCCGAAAGGAUACGCGUUCCUGCUGUUCCAGGAGGAGCGCGGCGUCCAGAAGCUGAUCGAGACGUGCCACCCGGAGGACGACAAGCUGUACAUUACGGUGUCGUCGCCAACCAUCAAGAACAAGGCCGUGCAGAUCCGGCCGUGGCGGCUGGCCGACGCCGACUACGUCCUGGACGCGUCGAUGCCGCUCGACCCGCGCAAGACCGUCUUCGUGGGGGGCGUUCCGCGCCCGCUCAAGGCUUACGAACUAGCCACCAUCAUGGACCGGCUGUACGGUGGGGUUUGCUACGCCGGAAUCGACACCGAUCCGGAGCUAAAGUACCCGAAGGGUGCCGGCCGCGUUGCGUUCUCCAACCAGCAGAGCUACAUCGCGGCCAUCUCGGCCCGGUUCGUGCAGCUGCAGCACGGCGACAUUGACAAGCGCGUCGAGGUGAAGCCGUACGUGCUCGACGACCAGAUGUGCGACGAGUGCCAGGGUCAGCGCUGCGGCGGCAAGUUUGCGCCGUUCUUCUGCGCCAACGUUACCUGUCUACAGUAUUACUGCGAGCACUGCUGGGCCCACAUCCACUCGCGCUCGGGCCGCGAGUACCACAAGCCCCUCGUUAAGGAGGGCGCGGACCGGCCCCGGGCAGUGCCCUUUCGCUGGUGUUAACGCCAGCCGCCGCGAUCCGUCACGAGCGGUGCCGCGGCGGGCAGAACAGCGCCAUCUGCCUUCGCGAGCGCCUCCUCGUCGACCAGAUCGGGCACCAACAGCAACAACCACCACCAACAGCACCACCAUCAGCAGCAUCACCAUCAAUCAGCUGCUGGCUCUUCCGGUUCGUCCAAUGCCGCGGCCUCCCUCGGCAGCAGCACUUUUCACGGCUUUGGCCAACCCGGAUCGUCCAACUACGUUCCACCACCGCCCUCGUUCCCCUGGACCAACUCCAGCGGCAUGGGCAACCUGGGGCUCGGAACCGGUUCCGGUUCCGGAACGUCGGGCAAGCAGCCCCGCACCAGCCAUCACCUAGGCGGCGGCCACCGCAUUCCGACGGCGGGCGGCUUCCUGGCCCCGCCACCGGCCCGCUACUGUUCCGGUGGUUCGGCUGGAAGUGCGGCCAUCAGUGGAGGCGCCAGCGGCAGCAGCAGUCCGUCUUCCUCGAUCCGGGCCGGAAGUGCUGACCAGUUGGCCUUUGGUAAGAAACAGCAGGAGGACAUUAUGAAGCAGCAUCACCGGAAGAUGCAGCAGCAGCAGGCAAUGGCUGCGAAUGGUGGCGCGAUUGGGAACUAAACAAAAGAAGAACGCCCCCUUUUUUCAUAUGAAAAGCGAACUUUUAUAACCAUUUAGCGAGAAAGGACUAACGCCCCUUGGGGCGAACCGUUUUUUGAUAAAACUGAGAAAAAAAAACUAAUUUUCACCGAAUCAUUGAAACAAAAAAGGAAAACUUGAAGUAUUAUAAUAGUUGCUGCGAUUGAUGAAAAUAAUAAUAUAUAUAUUUAAUGUAGUAAGAAGCAAAAAAAAACAAACAGAAAAAAUGAUGAUAAGAUUGAGUUACAAACCAAAAUAAAUGAAACAAAAAAAACUAGUUGGUACUAUUUAUAAUUCGUUCACUUUUUAUAAAGAGAGACGCGUUUUUUGUUAACUUUUUGUACGAGAAAAUCGAGAGCUAAACGAUUAUAUUAAACAAAACAAAAACACACACUUUACAAAUUGUACAGCUCUAUUGACGAACUUAAACACUAGAAGUUGUAUGAAAUUUGUACUUUUUCACUCCAAAAUAUCAGCCAGAGAAAGCCAUAAAUUCAAACUCUCACACACACAAGAAUGAUGAGUAUGAUAACUGUAAAUAGAUAAGUCACUGCUAGGUAGAGAGAAAGAGAGAGGAAAAUAAGGGAGAGAGGAGCUCCACACACACAUUUUCAUACAAAUCAGUUUUUGUGAUAACUAUUUUUGUAGAAAUUGAAUAAACCGUAGCCAGACGGGAGAAAAGAAGCGAAGGCGGAAGCAUACGAAGAAGAAACAUCUCACAGACACACACUUACACACAUACGAAUAUCAUCACGCUUUUUGUAUCGAAAGUUGCGAGAGAACAAAAAAAAACAAGAGAACGAUUUGCAUGAGGGAUAGAUGUUUUUUGAUAAGCUGCUAUUUUUAAUCCUAGAACAUGCGAUUAAACUCAAAUAUAUAUAAAAUAGUGUAAUCUUGAAAUGUACGAUUUCCGUUGUUUGUUACAGAAAAACAAAAUGCUAGCCAAUUUUUAGUUAGUGCAAAUUUUGUUGUUUAUUUCCGUUGCGUUAAACUUAUCAAGAAAGGUUAAAUAACACUCACUGUUGUUGUAAAUAUAAUGCGCAAACACGUGCAGAAAAAAACCAUAAGAUGUAUAAAGCAGUAACUAGCUUUUUAAACGAAACGCGGGGAGUCGUGUAAAUAGUUAGCCAAACGCAGCUGGAGCAGUUGGCCCCGCGCUGAAGGCGAUGAAUUUUACUCUAUAGACAAAAAAAAAAUGACUGGAAAUAAGAAAAAUGCAGCUGUUGAUUUGUUCGCUGUCUUAUUUUGUUACUUUAGUUUUAUUUCUGUUGUGAAUUUAUCAUUCCAUUGUGAAACCGAUUUACGCGAAGAAUUCGAUAACAACCGAUGUAAAUACACAAAACGAAAGUAACAAUUCCAUAGCUAAUCAAUAGCCUCUCCAGUAACCAAAAUUCAUAAACUUGCAAGUGCAAAAAGAAAACGCUAAACAUGAAAGAACCCAACAAAACAAACCGUAGAUAGUUGAAAACUAAUAAAAAUAUUUGAAAACUGACACUUUACAGAUUUGAAAAAGAAGAAAAAUAGUUACAUGCAAUCACGUUGAAUCAGAAAUCCGUAGACAAUUUCGUUAAAAUUUGUGUUAAAAUCAAUCAAUUUCUCUUUAAAUCCAAGUCAACUUCAGUUUUGUUUCAGACAUAACCGGACAUCAAUGCAGAGACCAAGGUUCUCUACUAUGGUAGUAUCGUCAUUGAUCCGCGAUUAUUUCAUUGGCGAUAUUUCACAAAAAAAAAUAAACAUCAAAAUGAACGUUUUAAGCGAAUUAGUGUUUACAAAUUCUCUGAAACUUUAAUAACAUUUACUUGACAUUUUGAAAGAAUUUUGUUUUGCUUUCCUCGAUCUACCAUCGACAAAUAACGACUGACGGUCGAGAAAAUCUCGAUCUGUUUUUGAAUUAUUAUUUUUUAAAUAUAAUCAAAUUUUUGUUACCCUCAAAUAUUUGUUCAAAAUCAUAAUUUUUUUAAAGUAUUAAUUUUUUGUUAAUUUUAGAAAUUGAAUUCUUUAUUUAUUUUUUAUAAAAAAAUUGUUUUUUUUUUAAUUUCAUGAAUUUAAUACUUUUUUAACUGUUUGAUUUUUUUAAAUGUAAUGUUGCUUUUAAUUUUUUAAACUUUGUAAUUUUUUUUAACUGUGUAUAUAGUUUGAGUUUAAAAAAAUACGUUUAUUAAUUUUUAUUUUUUGAUCUUUUUGAAUUUUAUAUUUUUAUUUUAUUUUUUUAUUUGUAUUUUUUUGUGUGACAAAAACAGAGGGAGAAGCGAAAGCAAAUAAAGAACAAAUGCCUACCACUAACACCACCAGCAGCGCGUGUAAGAGUGAGCCAGUGAUGCCAGGAAACUUCCUCUGGAAACGCUACUUUUUGUUAGUUUAAUCCUAAAUGUUUAAUCCUAAACAACAUGAACUGACAGCCGCGCAAAAGUGUGUUGAAAAAAAAAAGUUGGCCGAUAAUAGAAAUUUCGUGGGGAACAGAGCAUUCUCGUCAGACGAGAAUAGAUUUUUUAAAUAAUUUCGUAAAAUGCUUGUAAAAUAAAUAGGAACAACUUUGGUAAAAGUCAAACUAAACUGAAUUAUUCACAAAAAGCUGCUCUACUGGUUGGCGUACGUGGUUUUAGUAAAUUUCAAGGAACACCCCGGAUUAUCGAACAUCAUUCAGACAGCACUGCUUAGAGUGAUGGGAAUUGGUAUGUUUCCCCUAAUCUCUAAUAAAAAUUCUUAAACAUUUGAACACGCCAAAUAAAUCUUUCCUGUCGACCCUACUAUUUUCAGAACCUUUACUUGGACAUUCUCUUGCUAUUUUACUAGCAAAAGUAGUGUUUUUAAAACAAAAAACUGCAUUUCAACACUAUUUUAUCCAGAGCAGCAAAUUGCCUGUUCCAUAAUUGUGUGAUGUUAUAAUGCCUCACCGGUGACACCGGUUUAGUCUAGGUCAAGCAUUAAAACGCGUUUUUCUUGAAACUUCAAAAAGCAACGUGCGACACGAUCACGUAAAUUUCCAGACGCAUUUUCCACCAGACUGUUCGUUCACCCUUUAAAAUUGCGAGUGACAUCAACAAAAAUAAGCGAGAAACCUCGGCUAGCUUUGAUCGGUUUUGAGAAAAUUUUGAAUAUGACAAGUUGAAUUUCACAAUGUUUGUGAAGUUUUAGUAUUUUGUAUUGACCAAGAACGUUUUUGUUAAGAAAAUUAACGCAAAUUUUAACUUCUUUGUGUGCAACUUGCUCGAUUUUUUGUUAUACAAUUAGAUUACGUUAAUAUAAAAAAACAUGAAUUGAGUAAAAGCUAUAAAAGUUUUAGAGAGUUUUGUUCAAGGAAUUCGUAUUUAAAGUUUCAUUUCAGUGAGAUAUUGACGAUAAAGCGCGAUAGAAAUCUCAUUACUGAUGGUGAAAUCGUGAUCACAAUUUCACAACAUUGAAAAUUUUCUUUUUUUCUUACAAAAAAAAAUCUUUUCUGUUUCACAAAACCAAAAACGUCUUUGAAAUAUAACCGACGAUCGACCGUCAGUGUGGAACAAAAUUAGUCACGACAAAUGGAACCAUUUUGCAACAGUAAUCUUCCAAUUAGCGAACAAAAGUUUAAGGUAGCCUUUUUCACAUAAAAACUACAAAUUACACACUCACACACACUGAAGGAAUGGUUGGACGGAAGCCCUGCUAGAGGGCUUGGGUAUGAUUUCGAAAAGCAAGGAGGCAAAUUUUUUAGUAGAAACAAUAUCGUAAUAAAAAAGUGUAUAUUUUUGUACUCGAGUUGCUCAUUGUAAACGAUUGUUUCUAACAAAAGAUAAAAGUAGAAAAUCUUCCACGUGACCACCAUCAUCUUUGUUGACGGUGGAUUAUAUCAAUUGACCACGCACACAAACGUGAGUAACUGAAUCUUCUAAAAAGCAAAUACAAAAAGCAUAAACUGAUUCGGAAAAGAAUACUAAAAAUUAAACACACGUUUCAAGGUUUCGCAGCAGAAGCAGAAAAUCUAAUUUUUCUAUCAAUUUAUUGGCUCGUUUCGACUCGGCAAAGGUGACGACUACUGUAACACUGGAUUGAGGAGAAGAAUUCUAACGAAAAAGAACAAAUACAAAACAAAUAGAUCAAUAUUUUUCCACAAAGAACACGUUAGGAAAAUUCUCUUAACAAAAAAAAACAAACCAUUUUUGGAUAUGUGUUCAUCGAGUAGCUAUUUCAUACGUGCAAAGUAAACAAAAGUCUAUAUUUUUAAAACAAACCAUCAUCGAAUAAACAAAAUGGAAGACAAAGAAACAGUUUUCAUACCAACACAGCAACACUCACACACACAAAAAAACUUGGAGGAACGCGAUCGUCGCUCGUGCAGUUUAAAUAAAUCAAUACAAAAAUCUCUGAUAUGAAAAAAAAAACAUAAUAGCAAUGCGAAAAGUAUAGUAAUCAAGUACGUCUAGUACAAAUUCAGAAGAAGAAGUGGGUAAAAACAACUCGAAACACACACACAAACAAAAUCAACGUAGAUAAAUUGAAUUUUUAGUGCUAUUUUUAAACUGUUUUUGAGUUGUAGCAAAAGCUCACUUCUUGACAGAAUUUUUAAACCGUUUCACCGUACGUAGGGUAAAACAAUAAACAAAAAAAUGGCCGUCGACUUCGAUCAAAAUGGCGGCGGGAAAUGCUAUCUUGGGAAGCGAAACCAUUCGACAAGCACACACACACACACAAGGCACGUCAAAGAGCAUCAGUGCUUUCGUACCUGAGAGAAAAAAAACACACACAGACAGACACACUCGAAAAAUAUUGCAAAUUUUGAGGAAAGUUGAAGCGAGUGAAAAAAGUGAAAAGUGCGCGAAGAAUUAUAUUUUUAUACGGGGCAAUGAAAAGGCACACACGCGUUAAAGAUCUUGACAGCGUCGUUAAAGUUUCGUUAAGUUUCGCGUGUUGAUUAUUGUUUGUGGGGAAACGUAAAAAAAAUGGCGACGCAGUUGUGUGAAAAAGGAGCGUAAAAUAAACAAAGUUUAGGGUAUAAAAACAAACCAGUAACGAAUGUGUAGCGGUUACAGUUUUACACUCUUUUUUCUACUAUUUGUAUGUAAAAGCUAUCGUAGUAAAUUAAAACGAGACGAAAACACAACAAAAUAAACUGCAAAUGGAGAGAAAUACCCAUGCUGACAAGGAGUAAUAGAAACAAAUAUUACAUUUAAAAUAUUAACUAACGAUAUCGGCGAACUGCCGUCGAGUCGAGAUAAUAUCUAAGAAAAAAUAAAACAUCGUUUUUGUACUUCUUAACUACUAGUAAGUGAGCAAGAGACAAGAAUAUCUAGCGUAGUAAAUUGAACGAAAUGACACACACGGAAAUUAACAAACCCGAUCAAAUCAGUAUAACUUGACAAUUUAAAAAAAACAAGAAAUAAUGUUUAGCAUCUCGUUACAAGAUUUCGUUCAUAUCCAAAAGUGUUGAUCACACCAGAAAAAAAGCAAGUAGCUUGUUUUUUUUCUUUAUUUCUAGCGCCAAAUUUUAACAGCAAACUUUUUAUAGCGAAAUUUCAAUAGCCCUUCCCCCAUCCUUGGACUGCCCUUUUCUAGGAAAAAUUGUUUAAGCAAAUUUAGCGAAAAAUAAGACCGGUUUUUAAAACAAUUUCACAAUAGACGUUUGGACAGCCAAACAUGUAACGUAAAUUUCUGAUAGCUGAAGGAAAAAUAAUCAAACUUUUGUAAUUCGAAUUUGAACAGAAAAAAAAAUAAAAUAGAGAUAUUAAAAACAAAACACAAAAUACAAGAUAGUGAAAAAAAGGAUUGAAAACAUAAACAUUUUUUUUUUUUUGAAAUGUCAAAAUAAAACUUUUUUUGAUAUCCAAUAUACAUGAAAAAUUGAACUUUGUUUUUACCAAAAAAGUGGUAUCAAAAACGCUCAACCGGAACAGAUUAUCUCUGAGUUCUAGAGUAAAUUUUCAAAACAACCUAUGAGUCAUGGGUUUCCUAUGUAGAUAGGACCUUUGAAAUAUAGAGUUAUGUUCAUUCUGGUGUUGUCAAACCCGAAAUUACACAGGAUCUAGUUUUGCGAGCUCUUUUACUCAGUUUCAAGUAAAUUUGACUCGCAGUUGGGUAUUUUUUGAUAAAAUCUGUGGAACAUUCACUCAAAGUUUUACUACUUAAAAGAAAACUGUUAGAACUCAAUUUGAGUACGCUUGAUUUAAACUAAGUUCGUCCAGAAAUAACUCAGAAAUGGUUGAUUACUUCAUUGAGCGUAAAGUUUUUUGUGUUUUCUCUUGUUUUGUCGUGUGUCAAGCUCACUCGAAAAAAAAAACAUUUUAGAAUAUUUGUUUUGGACAAUUUUACUAAAAUUUAAGUAAAGUUUCUAGAACUUCCAAUGAAAGUAACCCAAACUUGAGUAAAACUCAGAUAAAAUUGAGUCGAAAGAAUGCUGUCAAAAAUCGUUCCUGAGUUGGUGCGCUAUUGACAAAUUCAAAGUAUUUUUCCAGAGACAUUAUUUUUUUGUCUGUUUGUCUGUAAUAAUGUCUGACAUGGAAUAAAAAUUGAAAACAUAGAAGUGACAAAAUCUUACAUUAUUAAAAAUUCGAUGAUUUUAAGAGACUUUGAACCAUGCAAUUUUGGAAUAAUAUCUAACGAUUGCAAUAUUUUAUGUAUUAUUAUGUAUUAUGUAUUAACCUUAAGGUUUGUAAAUGUCAAUGAAACCCAAAUUUUUUUUUGAAAUUUUAAGAUUUUGCACUGUUGCCAUUAUUUACGUUUUAUACUUUAAUUCUUUGGUUGCUACGAUCAAUAAUCCUGUCAGAAAAUUACUAUCUAUGUAAAAGAAGUGUGAUUUUGUAUUUAUAAAAAAAAGAAUACCACAAAUGUAUGUGUAUUGUUAACGAAAUCCUAAAAAAAAUAAACUGACAAAUAAAUUCUUCCCACCCUCAUCUUUGUACACGAUUAACCAUUGCAAAAGCCAUUAUCAGCUUGAAACUAAACGAACGAAAUGCAUAAUAAAAACAAACUAAAAAAUCAGAGACGUUCGAUGUUUACCGAUUGCUAUUGUUUCUCUAUUUUUUGUAUAACCGCAGUUAUCUAAUAACAAAAAAACGAACGCUGAAAAAAAUGUUAAAAGAAUGUUCUGAAAGCAAGGAAUGUAAACAAAAAUCAGCUACGCAUCUCAUAUCGGCAGCUAGGUAAGAAUGAAGAAAAAAAUCUAAGAAAAGAAUACGAAUAAAUAAUACAACAAAAGAAAGACAAACAAAUCUGCAAUAUCGAUUCUCAAUGUAAAGUGAAAUAAAAAUCAAGCAAAAAAGAAUAGCUGUUUGAAAUUUCAAGAUAUAAAAACAAACACGCAGACAAAAAGGCAUGGGCGCACCCUCGUGCGUCCCGAUGAAAACAUGAAAAUAAAUAUUAAACAAAACAAAAAUCCACCAAAAAAUACAAGUGUAGAACCUCUCCAUCCCCUCUUUGCAGCAGAGUACGAUUUACUCUGUUUAAAUUUAAAAUACAACAUUAGCAACAAAAAAAAAAGAAAACCUUUGCCAACGGACAGACUCGAAACAAAAAAAAACUAAUAAAAGCAAAAUUUAAGACCGAUGCGAGAAUUAAAGCAAAAAAACACAGAAAAUGGACCAUUUAAGCUUCCGGAAUUUUGCGUUUCGAAAAAAACGGCACUUUUUAUUGUGAAACAAUGGCGAAAAACCAAAACAAAAAAAAAACUUUGGCUAAAAAUCAAUUUGGCACGUGCUUUCGUUUACUCGACGCGACUGGGCGCAAAGUGUCAAGAAAGGAGGAAGAUUAAGCAAGAAAAACAGAAAUAAUUGCAAACGAGGAGCAUGAGAGAGAGAGAAUAUAUAGCAUCUAACUAAUAAGUACAUAUAAUUAAAAAUUAUGGAAACAAGAUACUUUUUAGUAGUUUUUUAUUAUAAUUUUAGAACAAUUUUUUCACAGAAAAAGUAAUAAAAAAAUAUUGACGAAAAAAAUAUUUAAACAAGUAAUAAGCAAAAAAACAAAGUAAAGUAAUGAACUUUAGGUGAAUGGAAUGUUUUUAUACUCGUAGCUGAAAUUUUUUAAUCAGAAAUGAAAACAAGCAAAAGUCGUAAAAAAAAGAAAACUAAUUUUUGAGACAGAAAAUAUUACCAAAAAAAUUAAAAUUAUAUAUGAAAAGUAUAUAUUAUACCAUUAAACAUUUGAAUAAAAGUAAACAAAAAAAAUGAAAGAAGAAAACCAAAUAUCUAAGAGACAAAACGCGGCCGUGAGAGUGGGAGAGAGCAGUCAUGAUAAGCAGCCCCUCUCUCGGCUCUCUCAAAUAUGUUCUGUUUGAUCUUCGUUUUUGUUUAGCUAUAAAACCAUUUUUUCAACCCCCCACCUCGGGUUCCACAGUUAAGCCUACGUAUUGAUUAUCGCUAAAUGAAAAAAAGAGUAAAAAUUAUGCAAACUUUCUCGUCACGUAGUUUUGUUCAAAGUUGUUUAUAUUUUCCAAGCGGCGAAUUUCGUUCCAUAUUUUAGA
Molecule: messenger RNA, 10784 nt
Organism: Culex pipiens pallens (northern house mosquito)
Lineage: Eukaryota; Metazoa; Arthropoda; Insecta; Diptera; Culicidae
Gene: orb2
Product: translational regulator orb2
Exons: 8
Biological process (GO): negative regulation of cytoplasmic translation
Cellular component (GO): cytoplasm; nucleus; neuron projection
Molecular function (GO): ribosome binding; mRNA regulatory element binding translation repressor activity; translation factor activity, RNA binding
Source: RefSeq, a predicted model, not a curated record